GACGUGUGCGUGGGCGUUCAGACGCUCUGAGGUGAAACAGAAACCCGCGGCUCAGCACAUUUAUGUCACAAGCCUGUACAGGAAGUUGCGGGUACCUGCUAGCCAGCUAAACAUCCAUGAUGAAGCGGCUCAUGAAGUAAAAAAGUGCCACCGUGCCGUAGAGAAGUGAAUUAAUGUUUUGUGGGUGGAAAAAAAUGAGUGGUAACAAGAUGGAAGGAGCUGUCGGAUUUGUGUGUUUGUCGCUUCUUUUCUUAGCGUCGGAGAUAAAUGGCCAGGAGGCAAUCUUGCACAUUUCAAAUGGAGAUACUGAGAGGGAGUUCUGCAUUGUUCACAAUCACUCCUGGACCCCACUGGCCCAGUCACUUGAUGCUGCACGGCAGUACCAGUUGGUGAAUAUGACCUCCUCUCUGCUGUGUGACAUCUCAGGGAUCAGUCCAUCUGUAGUAAAUGGCAAAGCGCUGGUGGUGAUGAGAGGCCUCUGUGAUUUCAGCCAGAAGGCUCUUAAUGCUCAGAGACUCGGUGCUAAAACUUUGCUCAUUGCCAGCAAUGAAACAAUGAGAACUCCCUCAGCCAAUGAGUCGGAGUACGCAAAGGUCAAUAUUUCUCUGGCUCUCAUGAGAUACGGGGACUUCCUCGAAGCUCAGCAGGUGUUUGGGGAACAGAUGAUGGUGAAGCUGUAUGCUCCACUUUAUGCAAAGAUUGAUCCGAGCAUUGCAGUCAUCCUGCUGAUUUCCAUUGUUACAAUUGUCUUGGGCGGUUACUGGAGCGGAGCAUGUGAGAGGGACCGGUUGAAUAGCGGUGCUUCUGGAGGAGGAGGAGGAGGAGGAGAAAGGAAAUCAGACAGUGGAGAGCUUUCACUGUACUCUCCUCUCAAAGUGGUUAUCUUUGUCGCCUUGAUGUGCGGGAUGCUCGUCCUUAUGUACUUUUUCUACAAUGUCCUUGUUUACGUUAUUAUUGUUAUCUUCUGCAUGGCAUCUGCCUCUGCACUCUACAGCUGUUUUGAUGCAGUGAUGGACAAAAUUGGUUGUGGCACUUUAAGUUUCUCUGUCCGAAAUUGGAACUUGUCAUUGAGAUCUCUCCUGCUGGCUGCUGUGUGCAUUAGCAUUGCUGUGGUCUGGGCAGUGUACAGAAAUGAAGACAGAUGGAUCUGGAUCCUGCAGGACCUUCUUGGCAUUGCCUUCUGCCUCAACUUCAUGAAGACUAUUUCACUGUCCAAUUUCAAGAUCUGUGUCAUUCUGCUGAGCCUCCUGCUUGUAUAUGAUGUCUUCUUUGUUUUCAUCACUCCUUUCUUCACCAAGAAUGGAGUUAGCAUCAUGGUGCAGGUUGCUCUGGGCCCAGAUGCGUCUGGUGAGAAGACACAAGGUAACAUGGUGGAGGUCCCUGCGGAACCACAGGCUCCCUCUGAGAAACUGCCUGUGGUGAUGCGUGUCCCGCGGUUUUUAGCUUGGGCUCAGAACCUGUGUGGGAUGCAGUUCUCCAUCCUGGGCUACGGUGAUAUCAUUGUCCCAGGUCUCCUGGUGGCCUACUGCAGCAGGUUUGAUGUUUGGAUCAACAGUAAAAGGAAGGUCUACUUCAUCAGCUGCUGCAUAGCCUAUCUCCUGGGAAUGGUACUGACAUUUGUUGUGAUGUUGCUGUCCGGGAUGGGACAGCCUGCUCUGCUCUACUUAGUGCCCUUUACUGUGAUAACUUCUGCUGUGGUGGCAGGCUGCAGGGGGGAGAUGAAGCAGUUCUGGGCUGGAACCACAUACAAGGUCUUGGACCCAUCCAGGGAACCUUUACUGCCAGAGGGAAGAACUGACCGCUCCAUAGAAGGUGAAAGAUGCUGACUUAAGUGUUGAACAUGGACUCAACUGCUGGAUGCUUCUUCUUCUUUUUUUUAAAUCACAUUUUAAUAUUACAUUUGCAAAGCAAGGGAAUAUGUGGUAUUGAACAAAAAAUUCUUCAAGCAGUACAUUUUGAUUGAUAUGAAGAGUUAAAUAAAUGCUGUGUACGUGCAACUGAGAUGUUAAAGUGACUUUAGUGCCUGAAAGGUCUGUCGGGUUCACUUUGGAAAAAAAAA
This is a messenger RNA of Archocentrus centrarchus (flier cichlid), 2059 nucleotides long. RefSeq names its product signal peptide peptidase like 2A (gene sppl2a). The coding region runs from base 174 to 1826 and encodes 550 amino acids. The transcript has 17 exons. Gene Ontology annotation, cellular component: lumenal side of endoplasmic reticulum membrane; Golgi-associated vesicle membrane; cytoplasmic side of endoplasmic reticulum membrane. The record is from RefSeq and is a predicted model, not a curated record. NCBI's taxonomy places the organism in Eukaryota, Metazoa, Chordata, Actinopteri, Cichliformes, Cichlidae. Gene Ontology annotation, biological process: membrane protein proteolysis. Gene Ontology annotation, molecular function: aspartic endopeptidase activity, intramembrane cleaving.